Messenger RNA from Aaosphaeria arxii CBS 175.79, 1527 nucleotides. RefSeq names its product MFS general substrate transporter. The record is from RefSeq and is a predicted model, not a curated record. Gene Ontology annotation, biological process: transmembrane transport. Gene Ontology annotation, molecular function: transmembrane transporter activity. Lineage: Eukaryota; Fungi; Ascomycota; Dothideomycetes; Pleosporales. The coding region runs from base 1 to 1527 and encodes 508 amino acids. The transcript is spliced from 5 exons. Gene Ontology annotation, cellular component: membrane.
AUGGAAGACCACACUGUGAGAGACGCCGAGCUGGCAGAGAAGAAUGAGACUACGCAUCAGGAAGCUUUGCACCAUGGCAAGCUCACAGCCGAUGAGCUCGAGAUCGAGAAGAAGUUGAGGAGAAAGAUUGACAUUAGGAUCAUGCCAUUGGUCAUUCUAGUUUACUUGAUGAACUACAUUGAUCGAAACAAUUAUGCGGCCGCCCGUCUUCAAGGCCUUGUUGAAGAUCUCCAUCUCGUUGGCGAUCAAUACCAGGUCGGAUUGUCCAUUUUGUUCGUCGGUUACAUCCUCAUGCAAGUCCCAUCCAAUCUCCUUCUCAACUAUGCUGGACGACCGAGUUGGUACUUGGGGUUUUUUAUCAUAGCAUGGGGGCUGGUUUCGGCACUUACUUGUUUGGCCACCAACUACGCUGGCAUCGUAGCAUGUCGCUUCUUCCUUGGGUUGGUAGAGGCGCCUUUCUUUCCUGGUGUUUUGUUCUACUUAUCAAAGUGGUACACCAAAGAAGAGCUUUCGAAGCGUAUGGCCAUGUUCUACUCGGGAUCGUUGGUUUCGGGCGCUUUUGGCAACCUCAUUGCAGCUGGAAUUCUAUCGGGGCUGGCUGGCAAGAGGGGAUUGAGUGCCUGGCAAUGGCUCUACAUCAUCGAGGGUUCAAUCACGAUUUUUGUCGGUCUGGUAGUCAUUGUCGUAUUGCCCGACUUUCCAGACACAUGGAAGUCAUUAGAUAUCGAAAUGAAGCGUGUGGCAAACCGCCGUCUUGCUCUCGACGCUGCCGAAGUUGACGUUGACGAAGCAGGCGGCAUGUCUCAAAUCCGGGGCAUGAAGCUGGCAUUCCAAGACCCAAAGACGUAUAUGCUUGCUCUCGCAUAUUUUUGCAUCACAGGCUCCUCAGGAUUCCAAAACUUCUUCCCAACCUUAACCCGUACACUUGGGUACAACAACACCAUUUCCCUCCUGCUCGUGGCUCCGCCUUAUAUCUUUAUGGUCAUAUACUCCUUCUGUCACUGCUACGUGUCAGACCACAUCGGCAACCGCUUCUGGUUCCUCACGUACCCAGCUUUCAUAGCCAUCGCCGGAUUCCUCAUCUUCAUGUUCACCGACUCCUUCGGUCCUCGAUACUUCUCCUUUUUCUUAUUAAUCUUUGUCUUCGCUCAGAACGGUGUAAUAUACGCUUGGAUCUCUAAUGCUAUCCCAAGGCCGCCAGCUAAGCGUGCUGCGGCCCUUGCAUUUAUCAAUUCCGUCGGAAAUUCCGCCUCCAUCUGGACACCCUUUACUUACUGGCCGUCCUCUGGCCCGCACUACCGGCCCGCACUUGGAAUAUGCAUCGGGCUUGAGGUCCUCGCAGUGAUUUGCUUCGUAGCUUUGAGAUUCACUCUCCAGAGGCAGAACAAGAGGUUAGAGGCGUUGGAGAGGAUGGGUGGGGAUUUGGACGAGAGGGAAGCUAAGAAGUUGGAGAAGACGGCCGAGGUAGAGGGGAUUGACAUCAGGACUGCGAGGGAGAUGCAGAAGGGGUAUCGGUAUAUGCUUUAA